Messenger RNA from Oikopleura dioica, 702 nucleotides. Lineage: Eukaryota; Metazoa; Chordata; Appendicularia; Copelata; Oikopleuridae. The record is from the annotation of a GenBank genome assembly.
AUGUCAAAAACAGCGGGAAGAAUCGUUGGAAUGAACGAAGAUGACUAUGAGUACUAUUAUCAACGAUACAGUUGUCUUCCCAAUUGUGACGAAGGAACCGGCUCCUUCCCGAUUUUUAUUCUUGGAUCAAGUAUCUUGCAGAUUGCGAUUUUUUGCGAGUACUACAAGGAUUAUUCUUCUUUUCAAGAGCUUCUCCGACUAAAGUGCGUUAUCUUUGGUGCAUUACUGUCAGGAAUCGUUAACACGAACACGCUUCUUCUUGGAUGUUCUGGCGGAGAUUACUGCUUGAUCCUCGCAAGCUUUUCUAAUAUUAUGCUCAACUUGGAUCACAUGCACUGGUUCGGCUUUCUUUUGCGUUUCCUUCCUGUAGGAAUAUAUGUUACUUUUGACGUCUAUGAGACAUACCAGCGAUACGUGAAUCAAAGUUUGGGACAAGUUAGCUACGCGGCUCAUCUUGGCGGAGCAUUUGUGGGGCUUACUUUUGGAUUUCUUACAUUGAAGAAUUUCAAACGGAAGCCAUGGGAAGACUGUGUUUGGAAGAUUUGCAUUAUUGUUUUCGCCAUUGUCACCGCCAUUCUCAUCGCAUGGAACUGCAUUUAUCCUGAGCUGAGCAUUGUUAACGAAGAGAACCAAAGAAAGGCCCUUCAAGAGCUAAGAAGCUAUUAUGACGAGCAGAAAGAAAACUUCUUCGAUGGCAGCUAA